This is a messenger RNA of Ictalurus furcatus (blue catfish), 2784 nucleotides long. RefSeq names its product CD151 antigen. The transcript is spliced from 8 exons. The record is from RefSeq and is a predicted model, not a curated record. NCBI's taxonomy places the organism in Eukaryota, Metazoa, Chordata, Actinopteri, Siluriformes, Ictaluridae. Gene Ontology annotation, cellular component: membrane. The coding region runs from base 1480 to 2232 and encodes 250 amino acids.
UAUAGUCUUAUUAUUAUUAUUAUGAUUAUUAUUAUUAUUAUUGCAUUUAUGGAAGGAGUCUCCAGUGUCAGUGCCGGUGCUUUAUACGCAAUUUAAAACGUUACUAAUAAUUACUACUCAUUAUGCCAGGAUUAAAAAUAGUCUGCAGGAGUUCGUUGUUGUGUCAGAUGUCGAGAUUUCAGAACGUUGGACCUCACAGAAACGUCAGGAUCGGGAGACACGUGAAUAAAUAAAUCUCUGGCUUUGUGGGAUUGUUGAGCACAAAUGAAGAGAGACUGGAUGUGAGGCGGCGGUGUGUCGGAUGUUAAUGCAGUGAGUAACGGUCUGUGUUCAGGCAGGUAGACAGAGAGAGAGAGAGAGAGAGAGAGAGAGAGAGAAACGAGGGAAAUCACUUUACCACUGAGCAGAUACUGGAGUUACAGCACAAUUACUCACACAGGUGUGUGUUAUAAUCAGGUGUGUAUCUGUAUAGACACACUGCACACUGUAAAUAUUUAUUCCCGAUAGAUCCAGACUCUGUAUAUAUAAUAAAUAAUCCCCGACUCACAUCACUUCUACACGUUUAUUAGUGAGAAUGAGACAGAGAGAGAGAGAGAGACACGGUUUGAGACUCUGAGUAAUCCCUGAUCCUUCAAGAGUAGUCAUCAUCAGUAAUCUCUGAUCUGCCUUGACUCAUUUAUUUUACUCCUCUGUGAGAGAGAGAGAGAGAGAGAGAGAGAGAGAGGUGAAAAGCGAGAGCGAGACAGAUUCACUUAGUGUGUUUAGAGUUGUGAUUAUAAAUGAAUUGUGGAAGAAUAAUAAUGAUGUUUUAUGUGAGUAAUAAACCCCCUGUGUGUCGUUCUGUUACAGUGGAAUAACAUCGUGGAGCGAUGAAGCCGAGUUACUACUCCCCCUCGAGCUGAUUAUUUUCCUCUAACAGCGCGUCCCGAGUGUUUUAUUCCUCUCACACCACAGCAACUCACCAACUAUAACAACUUAUCAAGUUUAUAAAGAACAACACCUCACACCGCUUAUCCAUUUAUAGUUACUUUUAACGUUGUGUCGAGAAACGUACAGCUUUACCUCCGACACCGGAGACUGCUUCCGGAAGUAAAUCAUUUCAAUAAAAAUAAGUUAAAAGCUCAGAAAUAAGGAAGUGUGUAAAUAAACCCGGACUGUGAGGGUUAACGAGUCUGUCCUGAACUGCAGAGAGUUACCACGGUGCCGCGAAAAGACUUUUAUUUGCACUGAAUUCACACUCAAACUUAAAGGGAUGGACGUGUGUGUGUGUGUGUGUGUGUGCGUGUGUGUGUCUGUGUACAGAUGAGUUUUGUCUUUUACGCAAGUCUUCGCUCUCUCACAAGAAACAUAUCACAGGGUGCGUUGGUUUUUUUUGUUUGUUUUUAAGAGCAGGAUGUAUAAUGACAGUGUUCUCAAAGCGAAGCCACCCUGCAGUGAUUCGACUCUGAAUCGACUCUGAAUCGACUCGCCUGCAGAAAGAUGGGCGUAAACGCAGAAAAGAAGGACAGGUGUGGGACGGUGUGCCUGAAAUACCUCCUGUUCACAUUUAACUUCCUGUUUUGGCUGGCAGGGGGCGCUGUGAUGGCUGUAGGAUUGUGGACACUGCUGAAGAAGAGUGACUACAUCAGCCUUCUCUCCUCCAGGAUCUACGCCAUCUCAGCCUACAUCCUCUGCCUGGCCGGGGUCAUCGUCAUGAUAACGGGGUUCCUGGGCUGCUGCGCCACCUUUAAGGAGAAAAGACGGCUUCUGAGAGUGUAUUUUGUCCUGCUGCUGUGCAUCUUUCUUCUGGAGGUCGUGGCUGGAGUAUUGGCGUACAUCUACUACCAGCAGCUGAGCCACGAGCUGAAGAGUAAUCUCAACAACACGAUGGUGAAUAAAUAUAAGCAGCCGGAACAGGACCACAUCACGGAGGCUGUGGAUAAACUACAGCAAGAGUUUAAGUGCUGCGGCAGCCACAACUCGUCUGAUUGGACGGCGAACAUCUGGGUCAACACCACUGAGAGAAAAGUUCCAGACAGCUGCUGUAAGACGCCUAAGGAGCUGUGUGGAAAGAGAGACCACCCUUCUAACAUCUACAGAGUGGAGGGCGGCUGCAUUACUAAGCUGGAGAACUUUAUUAUGGACCACUUAAAGCUGAUUGGUGCCGUGGGAGUGGGUGUGGCCUGUGUACAGAUCGUGGGGAUGAUUUUCACAUGCUGCCUCUACAGGAGUUUGAAAGCAGAGCCGUACUGAUCCGUAGUCUUAAAAUCACACCUUUACUUUUUAUUUGAAUGAACCUGAACAUUCGCGCGCCCAUACGGCUGAGAAAUGUUAGUGAUUGUGCGUGAUUUUGUGCCCAAAGUGUCUGUUAAUGAAGAGAAUCCUCUGAAAUUCUUCAAACUCCUUUUAAGUAACGGACGAUUAUAUUUAACAUAACCUGAGUGCCUUUUAAUGUAAUAAGGGAUUUCAUUAACCCUGUAAUGACUGAUCACUGUUUUAUAUAUGAGAUCCAGUAUAAUGGAGAUUUUAUUCUUUGUGCUUAUUCUUUAUAAUUUAUACCGUUUUGUCCUUUUGUGGUUGUUUUUGUCUUCCCGAGACAUCCUGAGGUCGGUUCAUUUGGGUUCAUCAGGAGCAUAACAUCAUGAGUGAUGAUUCAGCUCUACGUGUCGUGUGCUGGUGAUUUUUUUUGUUUUUGUUAAUUGGUGUUAAGACCGAGUUCUUUCUUAAGAACAUUUCUUAAUGUGGAAAUGUAAGGUCAUGAUUUCAGGAAAUUUUUAUUUUGUAUUAAAUACCGACGUGACACCA